Molecule: messenger RNA, 922 nt
Organism: Microplitis mediator
Lineage: Eukaryota; Metazoa; Arthropoda; Insecta; Hymenoptera; Braconidae
Exons: 3
Coding region: 290-913 (207 amino acids)
Source: RefSeq, a predicted model, not a curated record
AAUUAUCAUUCAAAAUAAAUAGCCCUAAUUCAAUAUUUUAUUUAUACGAUAAAUUACACAUAGUAAUUGAAAUUUCAUAACUACACGAUUAAAAAGUAUCGACGAAAGUUAUUAUAUCGUUAGAAAUAAAUCUUUCGUUAUCGUGAUACCUUGUCGCUGAAAGCUACUGUGUGUAAGCGAUUUAACAUUAGUAAUUCAAGAAGUUUUCAUCAUAUGAAAAAAUAAUAAAAGUGUAAAUUACUUAUAAUUAUAAUUAUUAUUUACAUUUUAAAUAAUAAAUUAAUAGGAUAUGACUCCGGACCUGUGUUUACCGAUUUUGUUAGCACUUGGAACGUCUCGUCGUUCUACACAGCCUCUUUACUAUUCAUCAGAAGUUAUUGAUACAUCAGAUAUUGAUGAUGAUGCAAGCGAUGAAAAUUUAAUAGGGGAAAUUCUUGAUGAUAAUGAAUCUGAUGAGUCAGAUGAAUUAAUGGAACUUGAUACUACUUAUAGCCAUCAUGUAAAUCACCAUUUACAAAAUAAUGAAUUAGAUCGAGCAGUUGGAAAAGUUAGUAACUAUCCUAAUUUGAAUUCUUACUAUAAAAAUCAUAUAAAUUCAUAUUUGAAACAAUAUGAAGUACGACCAUCAUUAGCUUAUCGUUUUCCAGCAAAUAAUAUUCGACAUAGAAAAAAAAUUCGACACCAUAUAUCAAAUAAUGUUUAUAAUAAUUAUCCACCUGUUAAACUGAACCAUAUAGUCGCUCAAAAAGGCAAACCUUAUGCAUAUUCAUACAGCGAUGGACAUGGUACAAAUUUUAAUGUCAAUGUUCAUCGUCGUAUGUUUUAUCCAUUAGUUAAAGAGAAUUUGGACAACAAUCAAUUAAAUAAUGACUUCGACACAAAUAUUUUACAAGCAAUCGAAGAUCAAAAUUAAAAGAAUUAA